AUGAUUGCACAAAGUGAACAUUUUCAAUGGAUUUCAAAUACAAAUAUUAUUAAAAAUCUGACUAUCGAAUCAGUGGAAACAUUGAAAGAACUGGAAUUUAUUAUACAAUUAUGUCCUCGAUUACGAUAUCUCCCGAUUGAUAAAGUUAACGAAAAUUUUAUACCAAUUUUAAUAUUUUUAUUAUCGAAAAAUAAUCAUUAUUUAAAUUCAUUUUGUCUCAAAUAA
Molecule: messenger RNA, 225 nt
Organism: Adineta steineri
Lineage: Eukaryota; Metazoa; Rotifera; Eurotatoria; Adinetida; Adinetidae
Source: the annotation of a GenBank genome assembly